AUGUCGGCCCAAUCUCAGGACAAUGCAGGCACGUCUCAGAUCGGCCUUGAUUCCAUCACCCUUGGCCAGCUCAAGGCCAUGGUAGGCUCUGCGCCAAAGCCCAAGGCAUGUGUCCAGUCCUAUUACGACUUCAAGUAUGACGACGAGGACACUGUCCUCAACGAGAUCGAAGAGUUUUACUCCUAUGUGGAGAUGCCUCAGGUAGCCGAAAACCUCAAGGCCUGGGAAGGCUCAUUUCCCGGAGUCUGGAUUGAAAGCGCGUUCACACAGCGCAAGGCGCAUGUCGAGGUGCUGCUCGAGAGCUUGGAGCACCGUGACGCGGAGAUCAGGUUCACCAACGCGCGCAGGCUGCUUUACGUGUUGCAAGGCACGUUUGCCGAGACGACGUCGGCGGAACACCAGCUGCACUGGAUAUUCGAGAACUGUAAGGUUGUCCGGGCGGCCAACGGCUUGAGCAACAUUGUUGAAGCCAUCAAGAUCGCGAGUUCGAAACACGACUUGUUAUGUAGUCUAUCAGAUGCAGAUGCGGCGCGUUUCAAUAUUUCCGCACAGGAGAAGGUAGAUUUCAUGGAGGAAGUCACGACCGAACUUUCCGUCUAUCUUGCCAUGUUGUAUCACAUGGUGGAGGUAUUCAAAGGGCACGAUGAUUUCGCUGAUGAACUCAUGAGCCUCGAGCCUCCGCUCCCAGUGUACCUGUUCAAUGUGGUCGCCGGUCUUCGUGACAAGAGCGCCAAGGGCUAUCCAGUGAAGAAACUCCUCUUGGUGCUCUGGAAGACCCUCUUGACGUGCUGUGGCGGCAUUCGUGAACUCACACGUGUCAAGAAGGUUGCUCGAGAGCUAGCUGGGCUGCCGCCGGUGCCAGAAGAAGCCAUACCUAUCAAGGCCUCGCCGCUCGACAUUGAAGCCUUCAGAUCGGAAAUCAGCGUCAAGUACCCGACGUUCACCCCGCCUCCGGCCCCGGUUUCCGUCGCGGCUCCCAUCCCCGUGCCCGUCUCCACUUCUAAACUUGCACAGGCAUACUCCCCCAUCCCGGUCCGUCACCAUUACGAUCAUGAUGACACCGAGUCGCAGCAAUCAGGCAUGGCCUCCAACAUGCCUGGUCACCCGUUCCAGCAGAUCCAGCAGUCCAAUUCUGGCUUCCGGCAGAUCCCGCAACCCGCUACGCCCGCACCAAGUCCCCCUCCGCCGUCGCCGAAGCCGAAGAAGCAGCAGUUCCAGACGGACCAGAGUCGCCCGUUCCUAUUCCCCUUCUCGCGCAGCCAGACGAGGUACAACGGGUCACGACUCAUCCCUUUUGCUAUCGACGAAGCGGACAAGUUGUACACGAAGCACAUGUACACGAGUCUGUCGCUCUGGCAGAUGUGGCGGACUCGAGAAGAGUGUAUGACUUCUGAGAGCGGGCUAGAACGCAUGCCGGGUUCUGAACCAUUGAGCGAACCCAAGCUGGCGCCCACUGUAUCGCCGGAGGACGAGACCACAGAGACACUACCAGAUGUCGCAAUGCUUGACGCCAAGAUCGCAGAAACGGACGCCGCACUUGCGAAGGCAGAUACCAUUGCGGAAAAGCAACGGCUGCAGAACAGGAAGGAAGACUUCAUGCGACUGAAGCGAAUCGAGCAGAUCUAUAGUGCAGUGCUGCCCGUCUUGCAAGGCUGGGUACUCGUGUUACUGAAGCUGCUCCUCGCAACUGUCUCAGCGGCAACAGGAGCACCGACGCAAAAUGGCGCCGCAGCUGGCUUCCCCGUCUCAGCACCCUUAAACGAGCCUCCUGCUCCGCCUCCCACCCUUGAGGAGAUUGAUGUCACUAGGCACAGAGAGAUCAACUCCAAGGCGGUGUCUGCGAUCUUGUUGCUAACACUGAAGUGGUUCAAAGUUUCUCAUGCGAUGAAAUUCCAUCAUCUAGGCCAGCAGUUGCUGGACACGAAUUGUCUUCUACUGAUCUUGAAGAUGUUCGGUCUGCAGGAAGUAUCUGUCACCGUGGUGUCAAAGGCAGACUCACCGGAAAACAAUUUCUUCCACUACUGCCAGAGUAACUUCUCAAAGAACCCGCAAGGCGCGAGACUCGAUGACAAUGGGAGACCACCGCGGCAGACGAUCAUAAGAAUGACGACGCUGCCGAAUGGCUUGAAGCACGAGGAGGAGAUCGAUAUGCUGACCGACUUCUCGUGGCGAAACUUUUUCUCAGUGAUCAACUUUGCGAAGAUCAUGCAGAAGCUUUCGAAACAUCGGUCGCAUCGCAUAAGGAUGCUUGUUCAGUACAAGAGCUCGGCUGUACUCAAGCGCAUACUGAAAGUGCAGCAUCCGAUGCUGCAGCUCCAUGUGCUCAAACUUAUCAAGAGUCAAGUGCCUUUUUGCGGCAGAAAAUGGAGGCAGUCGAACAUGCAGGUCAUCACUGCGAUCUAUCUGAAUUGCAGACCGGAGCUAAGGGACGAGUGGCUCUCGGGCAACGAAGUGGAUGAUGUAUCGGACGCUCAGGCCCAAGAACAAGCGCUGCGGCACUUAGUCAAGUUCUACAAUACGAAGCGGUACGGCGCAGCGGCAGCGCAGCAUCCCGGUAUGCACAAGCGCGCCGCGAGCAUCUCACAUCAUCUCGAAGGCCUCCAUCCUGGACCGGAACUUUCGGGGCUGAUUCGGCCAGCUGGCACCCCCAGCACCAGUGACGCAGAUGUGUUCCCGCCGCUGCGUGCACAUGCCGUGGAACACUCGCAAAGCUUCCUGCCCUACACCACGGAGGACAUCGCGUUCGAGGAGGAAUACGAGGAGUACCUAUCGGACCUUGGCUGGUCGGAUAACAAGCACCACACACAAGGACAAACUCCCUUCUUCGCACCUGGGGGCACCUCGGCGUGGAGCAGGCUGCCCGAGUAUGCUGCUGACAUCGCAGACGGCAUCAGCGAUAGCGAGAGCAUCGUUUCUAUUGGGGAGCUGGGAGACGCGGCGCGGCUGGAUGUCGGGAAGGACGAUCGCGACGUGCCUGACGAGAACGUGAACAAUUGGGAGCACAUGAGCCCCAAGACGAUGGCGGCCCUGACGCAGAGCCCGGCACGCGGACGACGAUCGAGCUCCGAGAGCGGCUUGAGGCCCGUGAUGCCGUUCGACCUGUCCUCAGACGUCGGGAGUGCGAUCGAGGAGGCUGAGGAACAGGAACUAGGGCCCAUACCUCGAGAGCCGUCGGGUCCGUUCCACGCUGGCGCUGGCGUCGACGAGGUUGAAUACGCCUAUGGGUAA
Rhodofomes roseus is the source of this 3228-nucleotide messenger RNA. RefSeq names its product N1221-domain-containing protein. The transcript has 18 exons. Gene Ontology annotation, biological process: cytoskeleton organization. NCBI's taxonomy places the organism in Eukaryota, Fungi, Basidiomycota, Agaricomycetes, Polyporales, Fomitopsidaceae. Gene Ontology annotation, cellular component: cytosol. Bases 1 to 3228 code for a protein of 1075 amino acids. The record is from RefSeq and is a predicted model, not a curated record.